UAUGCCUUCGUCCCCGUUUGGAAUGAAUCGAAAUGGACGUCUUCCUCGUCAUUGGGUGAGAGGCAAGGCGCCCUCAUGGCACCCGCCAGGAAUCGGGGGAGAUCCGCUGGGGUCUUGGAUCAUUCUCUGCGCAACGUUAAGUAAUGUAAAGCAUGGAAGAUAGGCCGGAUAGUGGUGAACCAGGUUGGAUUGGUGGAAAAAGGGUACAACAUGAUGUGGUAAAGGGCAUGUGGCUUUUGGCUGCAGGGUGCUAUGUUGAGAGAGUUCUUCGGGACAUUAUCUUCGGCAAAAAUCCCUGCUUAGUAGCCAGAAUCUUGGGUUGCAUAUGCCGUUGAAAGAUCUGGGAAUUUUGUCGUAUAAGAGGCAAUCGUUACUGUAAUUAGGAUAGCAAGAUGGACUCAUCGGUCGGGCGGCGGAAGAAGAUAACCAAGCAGCUGACGGGAAAGCGAGAAGACACUCCCUUGCAUUCUGCAGCCAGGGCAGGGAAUUUAGCUGUGGUGAAUGAGUUCCUUUCGGGAAACAAUGAAGAGAAUUUAAAGGAAUUGUUGUGUAAGCAGAAUCAGGCCGGAGAGACUGCUUUGUUUGUUGCUUCUGAGUAUGGCUAUAUCGAUUUAGUGCAAGAGAUGAUCAAGCAUCAUGAUGUUGCAAUGGCUGGAAUAAAGGCUAAGAAUGGUUAUGAUGCUCUACACAUCGCAGCGAAGCAAGGUGAUGAAGAUGUUGUGAAGGAGCUGCUAAAUGCUCUUCCAGAACUCUCUCUCACGGUGGACUUUUCAAACACCACCGCACUUCAUACUGCUGCAACACAAGGCCGUAUUGAGGUGGUGAAUCUACUAUUAGAAGCUGAUAAGAGUCUUGCACUAAUUGCAAAGAGCAAUGGUAAGACUGCCCUUCAUUCUGCUGCAAGAAAUGGACACUUGGAAGUUGUCAAGGCUCUUCUAAGAAAAGAACCUGGAAUUGCUACCAGAACUGAUAAGAAAGGACAGACUGCACUUCAUAUGGCAGCCAAGGGCACAAGCCUAGAGUUAGUUGAGGAGCUUCUUGAACAUGAACCCUAUCUAAUUAGCUCGGUUGACACGAAGGGCAACACCGCAUUGCAUAUUGCGGCAAGGAAAGGCCGGGCUCAGAUAAUCAAGAGAUUACUUGAGAUCAAGGAGCUUGAGACCAAAGCCAUCAACAAAUCAGGCGAGACAGCACUUGACAUUGCUGAGAAAAUGGGGAAUUCAGGUAUCAUCAGCAUACUACUGGAGCACGGUGUUCAAAGUGCAAGGACUAUUAGACCUCCUCAGAACCCUGCGCGCGAGCUAAAGCAGACAGUGAGUGACAUAAAACAUGAGGUUCACUCCCAGCUCGAACAUGCCCGCCAGACCAGAAGGCAUGUCCAGGGGAUUGUGAAAAGGAUCAACAAGCUCCAUGAAGAGGGCCUCACCAAUGCAAUCAACUCCAACACUGUCGUCGCCGUCCUCAUUGCAAGUGUAGCAUUUGCAGCCAUCUUCACAGUUCCUGGUGAAUAUGUAGAGUUCGAUAACCUCGCCCCUGGACUCACACUAGGAGAAGCCAAUGUGGCACAUCAGACACCAUUCAUGAUCUUCUUUGUCUUCGACUCGGUAGCACUCUUCAUAUCCUUGGCUGUUGUCGUGGUACAGACUUCGGUGGUCGUGAUCGAGAGCAAGGCCAAGAAGCAGAUGAUGGCCAUCAUCAACAAAUUAAUGUGGAUAGCCUGUGUGCUCAUCAGCAUCGCAUUCCUCGCCCUCUGUUUCAUCGUUGUGGGGCGCAAGGGGAGGUGGCUGGCGAUAGGAGUGACCAUCAUUGGGGCGGUGAUACUAGCAACAACAUUCGGCACAAUGAUCUACUGGGUGAUUGUCCAUCGGAUCGAAGCCAAAAAACUAAGAAGCAUCCAGCGAUCAUCGUUCAGUCGAUCACGGUCAUGGUCGGUGUCUGGGGUGUCAGACAGUGAAUUGUUCAAUGGAGAAUAUAAAAUGUAUGCAAUUUGACACUAACAAGGUAUCUCUUUGGCACCGGCACCACAAACCAGCCAUGUAAUCCUUGGAAAGUGUUCUUCCUUGGCCCAAAAUACUUGCUAGGAGUUGAUGGGCAAAUGCUCCUGCCAGUACCUUAUUCUAUUCAUCUGGUGACAAUUGAAAUCUAUGAGUUUAGGCCAACAAA
Musa acuminata subsp. malaccensis (wild Malaysian banana) is the source of this 2163-nucleotide messenger RNA. RefSeq names its product ankyrin repeat-containing protein At5g02620-like. Gene Ontology annotation, molecular function: protein binding. Gene Ontology annotation, cellular component: plasma membrane. The record is from RefSeq and is a predicted model, not a curated record. NCBI's taxonomy places the organism in Eukaryota, Viridiplantae, Streptophyta, Magnoliopsida, Zingiberales, Musaceae.